AUGCAUCUGGUACCUAAAGAGAUCGACAAGCUAGUCAUCUCACAGUUGGGACUGCUUGCUCAGAGAAGAUUGGCGAGAGGCGUCAAGUUGAACCAUUCCGAGGCUGUGGCUCUCAUCGCUAAUAACCUCCAUGAACUUAUCAGAGAUGGAAACCAUACUGUCUCUGACUUGAUGGCGCUGGGUGCGACGAUGCUGGGACGUCGUCAUGUUAUGCCCUCAGUCUGCACAACCCUUCAUGAGAUCCAAGUCGAGGGCACCUUUCCCUCUGGAACAUACCUCGUCACAGUCCAUAAUCCAAUCAGCUCAGACGAUGGAGACUUGAGGAGAGCUCUAUACGGAAGCUUUUUGCCCGUACCAGAUAAUAGUGCCUUUCCUAUGGCGGCCACAGAGGAGUACGAGCUCGACAGGCAGCCUGGUGCAGUGAUACCUGUCAAGACAAAGAAGAUCACUCUCAGUGAAGGAAGAAAGAGGAUCCGUCUCCAAGUGACAAGCACAGGAGAUAGACCUAUUCAGGUUGGAUCUCAUUACCACUUCAUUGAGACAAACCCACAACUUGAGUUUGAUCGUAUUCGCUCAUACGGCUACCGUCUUGAUAUUCCAGCCGGAACGUCAGUGCGAUUCGAACCUGGAGAUACCAAGACCGUUACUCUGGUUGAGAUCGGUGGUAACCGUAUAAUCCGUGGUGGUAACAACCUCGCAUCGGGUGUCGUUGAUCUCUCACGUGCAGACGAAAUCCUUGCCCGGCUACAAGAAGCUGGGUAUGCUUACAAGCCAGAGCCUGCAGGAGACAUGGCCUUUAUAGACGCCUUCCAGAUGGACCACGCCUCGUACGCGACCAUGUUUGGCCCUACGACAGGCGAUAUCGUUCGUCUUGGAAGCACAGACCUUUGGAUCAAGGUUGAAAACGAUAUGACCGUUUACGGCGAUGAGUGUAAAUUCGGUGGUGGAAAGACUCUGCGUGAGGGAAUGGGUCAAGCGACUGGACGAUCAGACGCCGAGACUCUUGACCUAGUAGUAACAAAUGCCCUCAUCGUGGACUGGACAGGUAUCUACAAGGCAGAUAUUGGUGUCAAAGAAGGUAUGAUCGUGGCAAUCGGCAAAGCAGGUAAUCCAGAUGUCAUGGAUGGCGUGACAGAAGGAAUGGUGGUCGGCAGCUGCACCGACGUCGUUGCAGGCGAGGGAAAGAUUGUUACCGCUGGUGCAAUCGACACGCAUAUUCACUUUAUCUGUCCACAGCAAGUACCAGAAGCACUUGCAUCCGGUGUUACAACCAUGCUUGGUGGUGGUACAGGCCCAAGUGCUGGCACAAACGCAACGACUUGUACGCCCGGAGCUCACUACAUGCGACAGAUGCUGCAAGCAUGUGAUCAACUUCCCAUCAACGUCGGAAUCACAGGCAAGGGCAAUGAUAGCUCCCCAGAGGGUCUGCGCGAUCAGGUAAAUGCUGGCGCGUGUGGUCUUAAGCUGCAUGAAGAUUGGGGCUGUACACCAGCAGCUAUCGAUGCCUGUCUGAGUGUUUGUGAUGAGCUUGAUGUUCAGUGUCUUAUCCACACAGACACGCUCAACGAAUCUGGCUUUGUCGAAUCUACCAUUGCUGCUUUCAAGGGCCGUACCAUCCAUACCUACCAUACUGAAGGUGCAGGAGGUGGUCAUGCACCAGAUAUUAUCUCUGUGGUCGAGCAUCAGAAUGUCCUCCCAUCGUCCACCAACCCCACAAGACCAUUUACACGCAACACUCUAGACGAGCAUCUAGACAUGUUAAUGGUCUGCCAUCACUUAUCCAAGAAUAUUCCCGAAGAUGUAGCUUUCGCCGAGAGUCGUAUCCGUGCCGAGACCAUCGCGGCGGAAGAUGUACUGCACGAUAAAGGCGCCAUCAGCAUGAUGAGUUCCGACUCGCAAGCAAUGGGACGCUGUGGAGAGGUCAUUCUGAGAACGUGGAACACGGCGCACAAGAACAAGGUCCAGAGGGGUUGGUUGCCAGAAGACGAAGGCACAGGAGCCGACAAUGCGCGAGUAAAGCGCUAUGUGAGCAAAUAUACUAUUAACCCAGCCAUUGCGCAAGGCUUUGGUCAUAUUAUUGGAAGCAUCGAGGUUGGCAAGUUUGCGGAUCUUGUCUUGUGGGAUCCUGCGUGGUUUGGCACGAAGCCUAGCUAUGUCCUUAAGGGCGGACAUAUCGCAUAUGCUCAGAUGGGUGACCCCAACGCCUCUAUUCCAACAGUUCAGCCUAUUAUUGCUCGACCCAUGUUCUCACAACACUGCGCCUCGACAAGCAUUCUGUUCGUCUCAUCCGCAUCUAUCGAAACGGGUGCUAUAGCCUCUUACGGCCUACGCAGCCGUGUCGAGGCAGUCCGCGGAUGCCGUGAUAUCGGCAAGAGUGAUAUGAGACAUAACGAUAUUAAACCUCGGAUGCAUGUUGAUCCAGAAAGUUAUACUGUUGAAGCUGAUGGGGAGGUUUGUGAGGCAGCGCCUGCAGAGACCCUGCCACUUACACAACAGUUCUAUGUGUAUUAA
Fusarium coffeatum is the source of this 2511-nucleotide messenger RNA. RefSeq lists its product as uncharacterized. Gene Ontology annotation, biological process: urea catabolic process. The transcript is spliced from 5 exons. NCBI's taxonomy places the organism in Eukaryota, Fungi, Ascomycota, Sordariomycetes, Hypocreales, Nectriaceae. Gene Ontology annotation, cellular component: urease complex. The record is from RefSeq and is a predicted model, not a curated record. The coding region runs from base 1 to 2511 and encodes 836 amino acids. Gene Ontology annotation, molecular function: urease activity; nickel cation binding.